AUGGGAAAACCUCCUUGUACUGAUGAAUCCGGACUCAAGAAAGGACCCUGGACUCCCGAAGAGGAUCAAAAGCUUGUGCAGUACAUACAACAACACGGCCAUGGAAGCUGGCGAGCUCUCCCCAAGCUUGCAGGCCUCAACAGAUGUGGAAAGAGCUGUAGGUUAAGAUGGACAAACUACUUGAGACCUGAUAUCAAAAGAGGCAAUUUUUCUGAAGAGGAGGAGCGAACCAUUCUACACCUACAUUCUCUCCUUGGAAACAAAUGGUCAGCAAUUGCAACACAUUUAGAUGGACGAACCGACAAUGAGAUCAAGAAUUUCUGGAACACUCAUCUGAAGAAAAAACUUAUCCAGAUGGGGAUUGAUCCAAUGACUCAUCAACCCAGAACUGACCUCUUCUCCAACCUCCAGGACCUUUUACCACUGUAUCAGCCAUUGGACCAACAUGCUGCUACAUCAUUACAUGAUGCUUCAGAGGUUGUAGCUCAGUUGAAUAAGCUUCAAUACCUGCACCAGCAAUAUGUGCUCCAAUCACAUUUGUUAAACACAAAUGCUGGUAGUUAUGCUCCUCCUCUUAUGAGAGAAAACCUCUCAGUUCUAAAUCCAUCCCAGGUAGUACUUGAAAAUCAUAGUUCAUUUUCUCAACCACACCAUUAUGGAAGCUUAGUACCCUAUCAUGACAACCCACAAGUCCCUUUCAGUACUUUUGCAGUACCUGAAAUUGAUGAAAUGGUUCAUGGCAUCAACUAUACCCAAAUGGUCAGUAGUCUAAGCCAAGCAGAGAAGAAUCCACCUGAAACUUUUGAAUAUUCUCCAUCGAUUCUUCCGUACUCUUCUAAUAUUCCUACACCUUUGGCUGAUACUGUAAUUAACAAUCCUGGAGAUGCCAGCUGCAGCACUUCAAGUCAUGGAGGCAUAAGAAGUAGUAGUGCUUCUUCUUCGUACUGGCCGGAGCUUUUCCCUGACGAAACCAAAACCAAUUAUGAUUGA
This is a messenger RNA of Argentina anserina (silverweed cinquefoil), 990 nucleotides long. RefSeq names its product transcription factor MYB93. The coding region runs from base 1 to 990 and encodes 329 amino acids. The transcript has 3 exons. Lineage: Eukaryota; Viridiplantae; Streptophyta; Magnoliopsida; Rosales; Rosaceae. The record is from RefSeq and is a predicted model, not a curated record.